Stegodyphus dumicola is the source of this 1112-nucleotide messenger RNA. Its product is annotated as transcription termination factor 4, mitochondrial. The record is from RefSeq and is a predicted model, not a curated record. Gene Ontology annotation, biological process: regulation of DNA-templated transcription. Lineage: Eukaryota; Metazoa; Arthropoda; Arachnida; Araneae; Eresidae. Gene Ontology annotation, molecular function: double-stranded DNA binding.
UUUUAUGUUGCCCAGUGUAAUACAUUUUCAUCCAUCGGGCAAAUCGUCAAAGAUUCCGAUGAUUAGCGUAAUAUGAAAAUUAAUUAUUGUAUUUUUAAAGCCAAAGAUCACUUUUAAAGUUUUAAAUGGCAUACAGCAUAGCAUAUUCAAAGGUGCAACACUUCAGUGUUGGAAAAAUGAUGAUUUUUAUCGCUCGAUGUUUACAUAGUUGUGAAAAAUCCCGGUUUACUAAAAGUAUACCAUCGCUCGUAAUAGAAAGUGAUAAGAAAGUAUCAAAAUAUACUAAUUUGCUUCAGAAUUUCGGUUUCAGUGAACGACAAAUUUCGCGGAUUUUUAAUUCCCCUCAUUCAGUUCUGACGCUGAAUGAAAACGAAUUGAAAUCAAAUUUAGUGAACUGGCAUUCAUUUGAAGUUAAUGACAAAUUUUUUACAAUGUUGACAGCAAAUCCAGAACUUAUGCUUUUAAAUCCAGAAUAUGUAAAUCUUCGGAAAAAAGAAUUAAUGACUGUCUUCACAAGAAAAGAUAUUGCAAAAUUAUUUGUUACUUGCCCAAAAGUUUUUUUGGAUGAUUUUCCUACUAUCCUUGAAAAAAUUCAAUAUAUUCUUCAUCAUAUGGGUGUUGAUCAAAAAAGUAUUGUCAAAUCCACUGCAUUGCAGUUUGAUUUAAGUCAUAUUAAAUAUCGGCAUACUUUUAUGCUUCGUGCUGGACGUUACAGAUUACAUAAGCGAGCAAAGAAGUUAAAAAAUCCACCUCUUCAUAAAAUAUUUAGCAGGAAUAUUACGACAUUUUUAAAACUGACUGGUUUGACUGAAGACGAAUACAGUGCAUUUUGUGAAUGUUAUGAUUUGGAAAAUAUUGAAAAUGAUGAAGAUGAAACCGAUGAUCUUGAAUAUGAAUCUGAUGAUCAAAGUGAAUAAUCUCAAUCUGUUCAAUAUAUUUAGUGCAUUUUUUCCCCUGUGUUUUUUAAAUUUAUGCAUAAAAUUGCAUUUUUCUUUAAAUUAAAAAUACAAGAAGGGUGCUUGAAAUGUUAUACUUACUAAACCGUCAUAUAAAGUUGAAUUCCUGUAACAUUUAAUGCUAUUUGUAAAUUAAAACUUUUAUUAGUACAAAAA